Lepus europaeus (European hare) is the source of this 5574-nucleotide messenger RNA. It is a transcript of the gene DHTKD1, whose product is annotated as dehydrogenase E1 and transketolase domain containing 1. Gene Ontology annotation, molecular function: oxoglutarate dehydrogenase (succinyl-transferring) activity; thiamine pyrophosphate binding. NCBI's taxonomy places the organism in Eukaryota, Metazoa, Chordata, Mammalia, Lagomorpha, Leporidae. The coding region runs from base 109 to 2871 and encodes 920 amino acids. The transcript has 17 exons. The record is from RefSeq and is a predicted model, not a curated record. Gene Ontology annotation, biological process: tricarboxylic acid cycle.
GCCUCGCUGCGAACUCAGGGACUCCCUACGCGCGGCGCUCGCUCGGCCCUGACUGCUCCCGUGCUCCUUCCCCCGCUUCUGUCUCCCGGCCAGGGGCGCAGGCUGGACAUGGCCUCAGCCACGGCGGCAGCCGCGAGACGGGGCGUAAGCCAGGCUCCCCUGCUGCUCCUUCGGCGCGGCUACCAGACCGAGCGGGGCGUCUACGGCUACCGGCCCAGGAAGCCCGAGAGUCAGAGUCUCCGGAGCGGCCUGGCGCGCCCCCCAGUUGAUCAUGGGCUUGCCAGGUUGGUGACAGUUUAUUGCGAACAUGGUCAUAAAGCUGCCAAGAUCAACCCCCUCUUCAGUGGACAAGCGCUGCUGGAUGACGUUCCUGAAAUCCAAGCCCUGGUGCACACACUGCAGGGACCCUUCAACACCACAGGAUUAUUGAACAUGGGGAAGGAAGAGGCCUCCCUUGAGGAAGUAUUAGCCUAUCUCAAUGAAAUCUACUGUGGGCAAAUUUCUAUUGAAACCUCCCAACUUCAAAGCCAGGAAGAGAAAGACUGGUUUUCCAAGAGGUUUGAAGAACUAAACAAGGAAACAUUUACCACGGAAGAGCGAAAACAUCUGUCAAAGCUAAUGCUGGAAUCUCAGGAGUUUGACCACUUUUUGGCCACCAAGUUUGCCACGGUGAAGCGGUAUGGAGGCGAAGGGGCUGAAAGCAUGAUGGGCUUUUUCCAUGAGCUGCUGAAAAUGGCGGCCUACAGUGGGAUAACUGAUGUCAUUAUUGGGAUGCCCCACAGAGGGAGGCUCAAUCUACUGACCGGCCUUCUGCAAUUCCCUCCAGAGUUGAUGUUCCGGAAAAUGCGAGGCUUAAGUGAGUUUCCAGAAAGUGUCUCAGCCAUUGGAGAUGUCCUGUCUCACCUGACGUCCUCUGUGGACCUGGACCUGGGUGCACCCAGUCCCCUCCAUGUUACAAUGCUGCCCAACCCAUCGCACCUCGAAGCUGUGAAUCCUGUGGCUGUUGGGAAAACCCGGGGCAGGCAGCAGUCCCGACAAGAUGGCGACUACUCUCCAGACAGUUCCGCUCGGCCUGGGGACAAAGUCAUUUGCCUGCAGGUUCAUGGUGAUGCUUCUUUCUGUGGUCAAGGGAUUGUUCCUGAGACAUUUACACUGUCUAAUCUCCCACAUUUCAGAAUUGGUGGGAGUGUCCAUUUGAUUGUCAAUAACCAGCUGGGUUACACCACUCCAGCAGAAAGAGGGAGGUCUUCCUUGUACUCUAGUGACAUUGGAAAGCUUGUGGGCUGCGCCAUCAUCCAUGUCAAUGGAGACAGCCCAGAGGGAGUAGUGCGUGCCACCCGGCUGGCUUUUGAAUACCAGCGCCGAUUCCGCAAGGAUGUGAUUGUUGAUUUACUGUGCUACAGGCAGUGGGGCCACAAUGAGCUGGAUGAGCCUUUCUUCACCAACCCAGUCAUGUACAAAAUCAUCAGAGCCCGAAAGAGCAUCCCUGACACCUAUGCAGAGAACCUGAUUGCCAGUGGACUCAUGACCCAGGAGGAGGUGUCUGAAAUAAAAGCCUCUUACUACGCCAAGCUAAAUGACCACUUAACUAACAUGACCCACUACAGCCCCCCGGCCACCCACCUGCAGGCCCACUGGCAGGGCCUGGUUCAGCCCGAAGCUUGCAUCACCACCUGGAAUACAGGUCUGCCCCUGGACCUCCUGCAGUUUGUCGGCAUGAAGUCUGUGGAGGUCCCAAAGGAACUCCAGAUGCAUAGUCACCUUCUAAAGACCUAUGUCCAGUCCAGAAUGGAGAAAGUGAUGAGCGGAACGAAUUUAGACUGGGCCACUGCGGAAGCUCUGGCCCUGGGCUCCUUACUUGCUCAAGGUUUUAAUGUCCGUCUGAGUGGUCAAGAUGUCGGCCGUGGGACUUUUAGUCAAAGGCAUGCAAUGGUCGUUUGCCAGGAGACUGAUGACACCUACAUCCCCCUGAACCACAUGGACCCUCACCAGAGGGGCUUCCUAGAGGUGAGCAACAGCCCGCUGUCUGAAGAGGCCGUCCUGGGCUUUGAAUAUGGAAUGAGCAUUGAGAGCCCAAAGCUGCUGCCCAUCUGGGAGGCUCAGUUUGGCGAUUUCUUCAACGGAGCCCAGAUCAUCUUCGACACGUUCAUCUCAGGAGGAGAGGCUAAGUGGCUCCUGCAAAGUGGCAUUGUCAUCCUGCUUCCCCACGGCUACGACGGGGCUGGCCCAGACCACUCAUCUUGUCGAAUAGAGCGUUUCCUGCAGAUGUGUGACAGCACAGAAGAGGGGGUGGAUGGAGACACUGUGAACAUGUUCGUGGUCCACCCAACUACUCCCGCGCAGUAUUUCCACCUGCUUAGACGACAGAUGAUUCGAAACUUCAGAAAACCCCUCAUAGUUGCUUCUCCUAAGAUGUUACUCAGGUUUCCUGCAGCUGUGUCAACUCUUGAAGAAAUGGCACCAGGAACCACAUUUAGACCAGUUAUUGGCGACUCAUCUGUGGACCCAAAAAAGGUCAAGACACUCGUAUUCUGCUGCGGCAAACAUUUCUACGCGCUGCUGAAGCAAAGGGAAUCUUUGGGGGCCAAGAAGCACGACUUUGCCAUCAUCCGAAUUGAGGAGCUCUGCCCUUUCCCCUUGGACUCCCUGCAGCAAGAGAUGAGUAAAUAUAAACACGUUCAAGCUGUUAUUUGGAGUCAGGAGGAACCUCAGAACAUGGGUCCAUGGUUUUUUGUUUCUCCAAGAUUUGAGAAGCAAUUGGCCUGCAAGCUCCGUCUGGUGAGCCGGCCCCCUCUGCCAGCACCUGCUGUGGGAAUUGGCACAGUCCACCUACAGCAGCACGAAGAAGUCCUCAGGAAGACCUUUGCUUGAUGUUGCCCUUUGAAGACUCCCUCCUCCGAUUCAGGAAAACUGCUAUAAAAAGAAAGGCCUGCUUCCUCUACCCCUCCUGUGUCUAUUAGGUGACGUGAAACGAAUUCCCCUAAGGUGUUGGGGUUGUUGUGGACAGGCUAAUCUGGAAAAGGUAGAAGCAGCAGGGGAAUCAGACCAGUAGAUUUGAUCCUUAAAAAUACAGGUGCUGUGUUUGGUUAGAUCUGACCUGGAGAACUAGGUCAUUAUGUUGAUGAUUUCAGAUGCCACUCUCAUUAACCAUACAUACUUGACCUGGAAAACUUUUUAAGACUCACUGUGGAGCCAGAUAGCAGGUGACCUCAGUUCUGCUUUUUGAUUUGUGUGCUGCAUGUCCCUUUCAUUGACUUUCCCCUUCCUUCUCCAAAGUCCCGUCACUACCGGUAUUUUCAUCUUCUGCAAUCUCUGGUGCUGCUUUCCAGCCACUCUACACAAGUAUUUCACCACACACUAGCAAAACUAGAUUGUUCCUGAUAUGUGUACUGCCAAGUCUUACCCAUUAUCCUUCAAUCUAGGUCCUAUUCAAUACGAAUUUCUGGGUGCAAGAUCUUACAGCACUGUAUUUUAAAAUUAAGGAAUUUCAGCUACAAUGACAUUACUCUGUAGGGUUUUUUUUUUGUUUUUGUGGUUUUUUUUUUUUUUUUUUUUUUUUUUGCAUAGUCUUUGCUUCUUGUUGUUCUGGUAGUAAAAUCUUACUAUUUCUAACUGACUUAGAUGUCUGACUGGGGGGUUUAAGUCCUCCUCAAUCAGUUUUGCCUCCAAAAGGCCCUGCUGCAAUACAAUGUUUAACGGGGGUGUUUAAAGAACACUUACACUUUGACAGAGGGACCUUGCCAACACCAGGUACUGAUGUACUCACCAACUGAUUCCCUCAGUCUGAAAUUAAAGCCUGUUCUAGAAGCAUAACUAAACAGCAAACCACAGAAGUUCCUUGGACCUGGUGCUGUGGAGGUGCCACCAGUUCCCAUUCUUGUGUCCUGACACUGUUUUCCUCAGAAGGGCAAGGGGAAUCCUGGGAGCUGGAAUGAGUCCAUGCCCUUUGCAUUUUUAUAGGCAACUCACCAUGACUUUCAGAAUCAAAUGAUAGCUUGUUCUGUCCACAGCAGCAGAUGCAUGAUUCACAUCUAAAAGUGUGCAGUAAAGUCUUGAUUUAACAUUCCUGUAGUGUACAAAAUCCUUUUCUUCUUAUAUACCUCAAUGCUUUCUUGCUCUGUCAAGCCUUAUAAAUCAGGUAACUUAGCGCCACUCAAGUAUGUAAGUUGGUAAAAUUACCAAAGUCUAUUUAAUGGGAAUGGUUAUCAAUGAUGCAUAUUUAAUUAGGAAAAAAUUAAAGCACAAUGUCAUUUUCAGAUCUCUUGGUUUCUUGAAUUAAAUCUCGAUCGUCUAGGCACAAAGUGAGCUGGCAGACUGUUUUUUCAGUGUAGAUCUUUCCAGAUCCCUCCCUAACUUUAUACCUCACGAGUCUAUCCACAGGUCUUCUCGAACCUGAGCCAUGAACUAUGUCUUCUGUCAUCUUAACCAUCCUGUUUUCAAUCUGAAUGACUUUGCAGGAAAGGACUAUUUGAAGAUUUCCAAAACAAAUACUCAUUUUUUUACUUUAUUCCUCCUAGAAAUUUAGUAAUGUGAUAUCUGUAUCCCAUUUAUAUCUAUUAUCUCUAUAUCCUCUUUACUCUAGUUUCAUGCCUAAUGAAGAAAAUAGCUUAUAUUGGGUAUUCUAUGAGUAGAAAUAUUAGCAACCAUGGAAGAAAAGUGACAAAUUAUUAUUAACUAAGAUCUUUCACACUGUAAGAACCAUUUUGCUCAGGUUUCUGUACAUACACUAUUUGGGAAAAGUAUUCCGAAGCACAGGCGUCUUUAGCCUAUUGCUUUUGAAGUUUGUUGUUGUUGUUUUAAUUUCUUGACUAACACUGGAAAGAGCAUCUCUUUUCACCAAAAUGAGGCAGCAGGGGGUUUCACAGGAAGGAAGUCACUGAUUAGGAAGUCACUGAUUUCUGAGUCUGAAGCUACCAUACACUUCACCUACAUUCUCUUGGAUGUUCUUGGAUAUUUGGCCUUCCAUCUUCAGCUUCUCGUAGAAUUCAGGCUAAAAUGAUCAUGCUUUGAGGGAAAUUUGGACAAGAUGUUUAAUCUUCAACAGCUCUUACGUUACUCUGUGGAUAUAGUAAUUCAUUGCCAUGUUUUAAUUAUGAUCAAGUACAAACUAAAGCAGACUGAUUUUCCUGCUGCCCAUGACACAAAUCAGUUAAUUUUAGAAAACCUUUAUAUUACUAUUCUCUUAUUUCCCUAUGUCUUCCUGAUUCAUAUGGAGAACCAGCUGUAAAUGAAGAACAUCAGGAAAAGAUCCUUAAAGAGUAGAGUGGUGUGUAGGGGCUGGCAUCAUGGGGCAGCCAGCUAAGCCCUUGCCUCUGUGGCUGGCAUCCCAUAUGAGUGCCCAUUCCAGUCCAAGCUGCUCCAUUCCAGAUUCAACUCCCUGCUAAAGUGCUUGGGAAAGCAGCUGAAGAUGACAUGACCCAAGUGCCUGGGUCUCUGCUGCCCAUCUGUACCCAUUUGGAGAGUGAACCAGGGGAUGCAAGAUCUCUCUUUUUCUCUGUAACUCUGCCUUUCAAGUAAAUUAAUAAAUCUUAAAAAAAAAAAAAAAAAAGAAGAGUUGAGUGCUGUUUCAUCCAC